Molecule: messenger RNA, 2131 nt
Organism: Exaiptasia diaphana
Lineage: Eukaryota; Metazoa; Cnidaria; Anthozoa; Actiniaria; Aiptasiidae
Exons: 2
Coding region: 794-2074 (426 amino acids)
Source: RefSeq, a predicted model, not a curated record
UUCCAAAAUAUUGCUUCUGCAGAACCCUACAACAAGGAAUUUGGAACUCAAUGCUGCCUUGGCUAUGUUGUCACCUCCACUGUAGCUACACAGACAGAACCAGUAAUCAUCCAAUCUCCUACUGAUGAAGCAUCUGAUCCUUCAAUUGACACAUCAAAAGAUGGAAUAUUACUUGAUCAUUCCUACACUACCUCCCUUUCCUUGUCACCRGAAAAACCAAAAGUCCCAAAAAUAUCCCCCAUCAAGUGAGAUGUAUCAGUAUUCUCAGAUGAGGAGGACAAGAACCUCAGUGAUGAUGAUUUUGUCAWGUCAUCUCAAGAGACUACCAGCAGUAGCACAGACACAGAGUCAGAAAUAGAGAGUAGUGAUGAUGACGACAUACUARCAAAACAUGUUAAAGAGCCAAAGUACUUGGUGUUCAACUCCUGUUUACAGAAGCUGUUCAUGUUUUGUUUAAGCUGUGGCUUACCUCUUAGCGAUGUCAAUACGCCACUUCCGAGAAUUUUUGACGCGCGGGAAUAAGUACUGGAAACUAGCAUGCAAACGAGUCUUAGUGCGAAAUUUAAAUUUAAAUUUAAAUUUAACAGACCAAAACAAAAACAAGUAACAAAAUGGUCUACUGCAGGUUUCAGGCUGUAAAAAUGGCCAUUACAAUAGACCAGAUAUCGGCUAUUUUACUUUCCCGAAAGACCACGAUCGUUUAGACGUUUGGCUCAAGUUUUGUGGCCGAAAUGAUAGUUAUUUCCGCAAAAAUAGCCGUCAAGCGAAAGCCGGUCAAUCCAAUUUGCUACGAAUGUGUAGCGACCAUUUUUGUUCAAACAUGUACAAAAAGUUAUUAGGCGGCAAGUUAUUUCUUGAACCGAAAGCAAUCCCACUACUGUCACCAGAGGAAAAAAGAGAAACCAACAUUGUGAACGAUUGUCAAUCCGAGGGACCUGGAAAACGAAGUCACGAUUACGAAAUCGACGAUUACAAAGUUAGAUCUAUAAAACAACAGCGAUCUUCAGCCGAUUUUUCUUCAACCACUACUGAAUUAAAUGAAUGCAAUCCAUUACUUGACCACUCUUACUACCAACCAAGCGAUGAUAGUACUGAACCUGUAAAUAAUACUGGGAAAACGAGUACAGUAAGCCAGACAGACCUUAGCAUGGAGGACAUUAACCAAUGGUUUGAUCAUCUUCAGAAAUUGAGAGAGGAAAAAGAGGAACUAUCAAGUAAACUUAAUGAUAAAGCUAAUCUUAAACGAGAAUUAUUUCUGGGCGAUGUAUUAAAAUGUGAUGAAUCUGUCAAAUUCUAUACCGGUAUUCCCUCUGGCCAGUGUUUACACAUGUUAUUAAAAGUCCACGAAACAGAAUGUAAGAAGCUGAAGUACUGGGAGAAAAAUAACAAAACUAUGUAUUAUGAAAACACAGAAAAAAAGAAACCAGGACCAAAAAGAACUUUAUCACUUCUACAAGAAUUCAUUCUUACACUUGUAAGACUGAGACUAGGUUUAACAGUAAAACAUUUGUCCAACAUAUUUUCUAUCUCUGAAUCUCAAGCAAGUCGAAUUUAUGCCACUUGGGUCUGCUUUCUGUCCGCAAGUUUUAAGGACACUCUAGUCUCCUGGCCAUCAAAGAAAAUUGUCAAGAGAAAGCUACCAAGAUCAUUUAGGAAAUACCCUGGUACACGUGUGAUAAUCGACUGUACUGAAAUGUUUGUGGAGAAACCCUCUUCCCCCUAUGCUCAGAAGGCCACAUGGAGUGAGUACAAGGAGCACAAUACAAUCAAAACACUGGUAGGCAUCACUCCUAAUGGGUACUUUAGCUUCAUGUCCAAGUUUUGGACUGGAAAUACCAGUGACUGCAAGAUCACACAAGAAAGUGGUUUGGUAGAUUUGCUUGAAGCAGGAGAUGUAGUGAUGGCUGAUAAAGGCUUUAAUAUAAAAGAUAUAUUGACAAAGAAAGAAGUUUAUCUCAAUAUUCCACCAUUUGCAAAGAAAGGAAAACAACUUUCCAGAAAAGCUGUCAUGUCAACCAGACAAAUAGCUCAAGUACGAAUCCAUGUAGAGAGAGCCAUAGAGAGACUUAAAUAAUUUUUAAAUUAAUAUUAAAAUAUUUUCCAAGGGAAUAUUCCAUUAACAGUUGUUCCU